This is a messenger RNA of Drosophila guanche, 1172 nucleotides long. It is a transcript of the gene Syx1A, whose product is annotated as syntaxin-1A. The record is from RefSeq and is a predicted model, not a curated record. Gene Ontology annotation, cellular component: presynaptic active zone membrane; SNARE complex; synaptic vesicle. Lineage: Eukaryota; Metazoa; Arthropoda; Insecta; Diptera; Drosophilidae. Bases 68 to 958 code for a protein of 296 amino acids. Gene Ontology annotation, molecular function: SNAP receptor activity; SNARE binding. The transcript is spliced from 2 exons. Gene Ontology annotation, biological process: synaptic vesicle fusion to presynaptic active zone membrane; intracellular protein transport; exocytosis.
AGCAAAGUGAAACAAGAAAGAAGAAGAGGAAGAAGAUAAACAGCGUAAACGGAAAAGCAAAAGCAAAAUGACAAAAGAUAGAUUAGCAGCCCUCCAUGCCGCCCAAUCGGACGAUGAGGAAUCGGAAGAUGUGGCAGUCAAUGUGGAUGGACAUGACUCCUACAUGGAUGAUUUCUUCUCACAAGUGGAGGAGAUACGUGGCAUGAUCGACAAGGUGCAGGACAAUGUAGAGGAGGUGAAGAAGAAGCAUUCGGCCAUUCUGUCGGCCCCACAAACCGACGAGAAGACCAAACAGGAGCUCGAGGACCUGAUGGCCGACAUCAAGAAGAAUGCAAAUCGCGUCAGAGGCAAACUCAAGGGCAUCGAACAGAAUAUCGAACAGGAGGAGCAACAGAAUAAAUCAACGGCAGAUUUGCGUAUUCGCAAGACCCAACAUUCGACGCUCUCACGUAAAUUUGUGGAGGUCAUGACGGAAUACAAUCGCACCCAGACCGACUAUCGGGAGCGUUGCAAGGGGAGAAUACAGCGUCAGCUGGAGAUCACCGGUCGUCCCACCAACGACGAUGAGCUGGAGAAGAUGCUGGAGGAGGGCAACUCAUCGGUGUUCACCCAGGGCAUCAUUAUGGAGACGCAGCAGGCGAAACAGACGCUGGCGGAUAUCGAGGCACGGCAUCAGGACAUCAUGAAGCUGGAGACAUCCAUCAAGGAGCUGCACGACAUGUUCAUGGAUAUGGCCAUGCUGGUGGAGUCGCAGGGCGAGAUGAUAGAUCGCAUUGAGUACCAUGUGGAGCAUGCUAUGGACUAUGUGCAGACGGCAACUCAGGAUACCAAGAAGGCGCUCAAAUACCAAAGUAAAGCGCGACGAAAGAAGAUCAUGAUACUGAUAUGCCUCACUGUAUUGGGCAUCUUAGCGGCCUCAUAUGUUAGCAGUUAUUUCAUUAUCCAAGCAAGCAAAUAGAGCGGCAUGCAUAAUCCUGCAUACUAUAUCCAUGUAUUCUAUAACUGUAGAAACCAAUGCAAACAACAACAAAAAAACCAAACUACUACUAUUAUACGCAUAUAUUUAAUUGCCAUUUGUAAUGUGAGUUAUGUGAUGAAUGAUUUAGGUUAACACACGAAAAAAGAGAAAUGUUUUCGCUUUAAGUAGGAAAUAUAAAUUCAAUGCACCAGAG